Molecule: messenger RNA, 3336 nt
Organism: Lachnellula hyalina
Lineage: Eukaryota; Fungi; Ascomycota; Leotiomycetes; Helotiales; Lachnaceae
Gene: msh3
Product: DNA mismatch repair protein
Exons: 2
Coding region: 1-3336 (1111 amino acids)
Biological process (GO): mitotic recombination; mismatch repair
Cellular component (GO): nucleus
Molecular function (GO): ATP binding; ATP-dependent DNA damage sensor activity; mismatched DNA binding
Source: RefSeq, a predicted model, not a curated record
AUGGGGAAACCAACUCCUACCCCAAGGAAGCAACAAUCAAUCGCGAGCUUCUUUACCCCCAAAACCGUGAACGGACUCUCGAAAUCACAGCCAUCCCAAGCUUCACAGACGCCCCCAGCGCGCGAGAGUUCUCAUGUAAACGAUGAGCUCUACAGCGAGAAUGACGAAGAGCCACUCCAGUCCAUCACAAAUGGGGCUUCAAAGAGACCAGUAGCGGAGGAUGCGGAUGACAGACCAUCGAAGCGUGUCAGGAAUGAAGAACCCCGCACAGAUGCGCAGAGCAGUGGCUUCUUCUCCGCACCACCACCACGACAGACCUCCCAGGCGAAACCCUCCCCACGAACCGAACGAUACCUGUACAAUGGCUCAAGUCAACUUGCAGGUGUCGAGUCUAUACGGGAGGAAGAGGAGGACGAUCAAGCCACUAAGGCCAAGAAGGAGGAACUGCACAAGAAGUUCGUGAAGAAGCUGGGACAUCCAGACAGUCUCAAGCGGAGGUAUCAAGUUCCCGAGGAAACGGCAGACGCUGAGGGAGACGAAGAUGAGGAGGAUGAAAUGCCAGCUCCUGCAAAGACCAAGAAGAAGGGAGCUAAGACGGGAAAGUUGACGCCUCUGGAGUUGCAAGUUCUCGACAUCAAGAGGAAGCAUAUGGAUACACUGUUGAUAGUAGAGGUGGGCUACAAAUUCAAGUUCUUUGGCGAAGAUGCAAGGGAUGCGGCAAAGGUAUUGAGCAUAGUGUGUAUACCAGGGAAAUUCAGAUACGAUGAGCACCCAUCCGAGGCCCAUCUGGACCGUUUUGCCUCAGCAAGUAUCCCCACCCAUAGAUUAUCCGUACAUGCAAGGAGGUUGGUUCAAGCUGGACACAAAAUCGGUGUUGUUAGGCAAAUUGAGACAGCUGCUUUGAAAAAGGCAGGAGACAAUCGAAAUGCACCCUUCAUACGGAAGCUCACCAACGUCUAUACGAAAGGCACAUAUAUCGAUGACAUGGAAGAGCUUGACCAACCAGGUGAUCCCUCUAGUGGUGCUCCAAAAACAGGAUAUCUGCUGUGUAUUACUGAGACAAAAGCGAAAGGAUUGGGGACUGAUGAGAAGGUCGAUGUUGGCAUCCUAGCCGUUCAGCCUGCAACUGGAGAUAUUAUCUAUGACACUUUUGAGGACGGAUUUAUGCGGAACGAGCUCGAAACACGACUACUCCAUAUAUCACCAUGCGAAUUCUUGAUAGUGGGAGAUCUUACAAAAGCUACGGACAAGCUUGUACAACAUCUUUCAGGUAGCAGCACCAAUGUGUUCGGAGAUCAAGUUCGUGUUGAGCGUGUGGGCAAGAAGAAGGCUAUGGGUACUGAAGCAUACUCUCAUGUUGCCCAAUUCUACGCCGACAAGCUCAAGAAGAACGAAGAGACGGGCAACGAGAGAGAGCAGAAUCUCCUCGAUAGGGUUCUCAAACUAGAAGAGUCAGUCACGAUAUGUCUAUCCGCAAUGAUCACCCACAUGACCGAGUACGGGCUUGAGCACGUCUUCGACCUAACAAAGUAUUUCCAAUCCUUCAGCGCCCGCUCCCACAUGUUGCUCAACGGAAACACUCUUACCAGCCUCGAGAUCUAUACCAACCAAACAGAUCACACUGAGAAAGGCAGUCUCUUCUGGACUCUCGACAAAACCAAAACUCGAUUCGGCAAACGUCUACUCCGCAAAUGGGUCGGGCAGCCUUUGCUCGAAAAAGACCACCUCGAAGACCGCGUCUCCGCAGUGGAAGAGCUGAAAGACGGGCACCAAACACCCAGAGUGGACCAACUCCACGCGUUGCUCCGGAACAUCAAAUCCGAUCUAGAACGCAGUUUAAUCCGCAUCUACUAUGGAAAAUGCACACGUCCUGAGCUCCUCACAGCCCUGCAAACACUGCAACGCAUUGGCAAUGAAUUCGCCCACGUGAAAACCGCUUCAGAUACUGGUUUCGAAUCUCCGCUCAUCAGCAACGCCAUCGCGUCUCUGCCCACGAUACUAGAGACUGUGAUAUCCUUCCUGGACAAACUCAAUGCUGAAGCCGCGCGAAAAGACGACAAAUACGCCUUCUUCCGCGAAGAUCACGAGACAGAGUCCAUCAGCGACCACAAAUUAGGAAUCUGCGCCAUAGAGCAAGACCUCGACGCGCAUCGCUCAGAAGCAACAUCGAAGCUGAAGAACCACCGCCCUGUAUCCUACGUAACAGUAGCUGGCAUCGAGUAUCUAAUCGAAGUGCCCAACAACGAAUUGAAGAACGUCCCUGCAUCAUGGAUGAAGAUCUCGGGCACGAAGAAACUGAGUCGUUUUCAUACACCUGAAGUAGUUCGAUUGCUGAGGGAGCGGGAUCAGCACAAGGAAUCCCUAUCUUCAGCCUGCGAUGUCGCUUUCUCGGCCUUGUUAGCGGAAAUAUCAGCAUCGUACACCCCCCUCCGCGAUGCCAUCUCAUCUCUCUCCCUCCUCGACGCUCUGCUUUCGCUCUCAACCGUUGCUUUGUUCCCAGGCUACUGCAAGCCGACUUUCAUUUCCUCGCCCGGUGCAUCUAUAACCAUAAAAGACGGUCGGCACCCAAUGGUCGAACAGCUCCUCUCAAGCGCAUACAUCUCCAACUCCACAUCCCUCUCAGAAACACAACGCGCGCUGCUUGUCACCGGAGCAAAUAUGGGCGGCAAAUCUAGCUACGUCAGACAAGUAGCACUUAUCUGCAUCCUGGCGCAAAUCGGGUCGUUCGUGCCGGCCAGCUCGGCUUGCUUGUCACUGCUAGAUGGCAUCUACACGCGAAUGGGAGCUUUCGACUCGCUGUUCACAAAUCAGAGUACUUUUAUGGUUGAACUGUCCGAAACCUCUUCGAUUCUCAAGUCGGCGACAAGUAGGAGUCUUGUGAUCCUAGAUGAGCUAGGAAGGGGGACUAGUACGCAUGAUGGUGUGGCCAUUGCGGGCGCUGUGCUGGAUUAUGUGGUUCGGGAGACAAAGUGUGCUUGCUUGUUUAUUACCCAUUAUCAGACGUUGGCCGGUAUGGCAAGGGCGUUUGAAAAGGAGGGGGAGCUGAGGAAUGUGCAUAUGAAAUUCAGUGCUCAGGAGGGAGGGGAUGGGGAGGAAGAGAUUACGUUCUUGUAUGAAGUGGGUGAGGGAGUGGCGCAUCGCUCGUAUGGGCUUAAUGUUGCAAGAUUGGCUCGAGUACCGAAGCCAGUGCUGGACACUGCAAUACGGAAGUCACAUGAGAUGGAGAUGGAAACCAAGCAGAAGAAGCUGGGCAGUCUGUCAAGAAUGAUUGCCAAUGUAUUUGAGAGUAAUUCCGAUCAGUUUGAUCAGCUGGUGAGCGGCAUAGAGCAACUCUAA